Acanthoscelides obtectus is the source of this 528-nucleotide messenger RNA. The record is from the annotation of a GenBank genome assembly. NCBI's taxonomy places the organism in Eukaryota, Metazoa, Arthropoda, Insecta, Coleoptera, Chrysomelidae.
AUGGGGAAGUUACUAUCGAAAAUCUUUGGGAAUAAAGAGAUGAGAAUCUUGAUGCUUGGUCUGGACGCGGCUGGCAAGACGACAAUAUUGUACAAAUUAAAAUUAGGACAGUCAGUAACGACAAUUCCAACAGUAGGCUUCAACGUAGAAACAGUGACCUAUAAAAACGUCAAAUUCAAUGUGUGGGACGUCGGAGGGCAGGACAAAAUAAGGCCUCUGUGGCGCCACUAUUACACAGGUACCCAGGGGCUCAUAUUCGUUGUCGACUGUGCUGAUCGUGAUAGAAUAGAUGAAGCGAGGCAAGAACUUCAUCGUAUCAUAAAUGAUCGAGAGAUGCGCGAUGCAAUAAUACUCAUUUUUGCCAAUAAACAAGACCUGCCUGAAGCAAUGAAACCCCAUGAAAUCCAAGAAAAACUAGGCCUCACACGUAUACGAGAUCGGAACUGGCAUGUUCAGCCAGCCUGUGCAACUAGUGGGGAUGGUCUUUAUGAAGGGUUAACCUGGUUAACAAGCAAUCACAAAUUAUAG